AUGGAGGGCCAUGAUCCAAAGGAACCAGAACAGUUGAGGAAGCUGUUUAUUGGUGGUCUGAGCUUUGAAACCACAGAUGAUAGCUUAAGAGAACAUUUUGAGAAAUGGGGCACACUUACAGACUGUGUGGUAAUGAGAGAUCCCCAAACAAAACUUUCCAGGGGCUUUGGAUUUAUGAUCUACUCUUGUGUUGAAGAGGUGGAUGCUGCAAUGUGUGCUCGGCCACACAAGGUUGAUGGGCAUGUGGUGGAACCAAAGAGAGCCGUUUCUAGAGAGGAUUCUGUAAAGCCUGGUGCCCAUUUAACCGUGAAGCAAAUUUUUGUUGGUGGUAUUAAAGAAGAUACAGAAGAACACAAUCUGAGAGACUACUUUGAAAAGUAUGGCAAAAUUGAAACCAUAGAAGUUGUGGAAGACAGGCAGAGUGGAAAAAAGAGAGGAUUUGCUUUUGUAACUUUUGAUGAUCAUGACACAGUUGAUAAGAUUGUUGUUCAGAAGUACCACACUAUUAAUGGGCAUAAUUGUGAAGUGAAAAAGGCCCUUUCUAAACAAGAGAUGCAGUCUGCUGGAUCACAGUGAGGUUGUGGAGGUGGAUCUGGCAACUUUAUGGGUCGUGGAGGAAACUUUGGAGGUGGUGGAGGUAAUUUUGGUCGUGGUGGAAACUUUGGUGGAAGAGGAGGCUAUGGUGGUGGAGGUGGUGAUGGUGGAUAUAAUGGAUUUGGAGGUGAUGGUGACAACUACGGUGGUGGUCCUGGUUACAGCAGUAGAGGAGGCUAUGGUGGUGGAGGAGGAUAUGAUGGUUACAAUGAAGGAGGAAAUUUUGGUGGAGCUAACUAUGGUGGUGGUGGGAACUAUAAUGACUUUGGAAAUUAUAGUGGACAACAGCAAUCAAAUUAUGGGCCCAUGAAAGGGGGCAGAAGCUCAGGCAGUCCCUAUGGUGGUGGCUAUGGAUCUGGUGGUGGAAGUGGUGGAUAUGGUAGCAGAAGGUUUAAAAAACAGCAGAAAAGGGCUCCAGUUCUCAGCAGGAGAGCGAGUGAGGAGUUGUCAGGAAAGCUGCAGGUUACUUCGAGACAGUCGUCCUAA
Messenger RNA from Onychomys torridus (southern grasshopper mouse), 1080 nucleotides. RefSeq names its product heterogeneous nuclear ribonucleoprotein A3-like. The record is from RefSeq and is a predicted model, not a curated record. Lineage: Eukaryota; Metazoa; Chordata; Mammalia; Rodentia; Cricetidae. Gene Ontology annotation, molecular function: RNA binding. The transcript has a single exon.